AUGGUGGCCACACCGCUCGCUAAGAACGACCCGGACUACGAAGUGUGGCAAAAGCCCGAGGACUUCGACCACAGCGACGUCAAAGGGCGUUACCGCCGAUUUGCAAGCUCAGCCCGAAGAUUUAUUCUUGGACCGAUGCCUCUCGACGAGUUCCUAGAGUUUCUGCCAGAGACGGAUAUGUCUAACAUGCCGCGUCCCAUCAACGCUUUCAACGAGGUGCCGGCAGAGGCGAGAACGGAACAGCAGAUUUAUAAACCGUUGAUUGCAGCAAUUAAUGGAACGAGGAGCCGAAAAUCUCAACGUCGCUGUCCUGGAUUCACAUUCAAAGACACGGCCACGUCUGGUGCGGAGCUUGGAGAGAUAGGAUCGAUGAACGCCCAUGUCUGUUGUUAUUCACAGGACCUUAACGACUCUCACUCAGACCCUCUUGGCGGCGCUGAUUUGUACAUCGACGUACAGCGAUAUCCCAGCUUGGAUCCCUUCACCGACCCAACUCCUGAAAACGAUCGUCGCUCACAUGAAUUUGUUAUAAACGUCGGCGACGACCGUACUCGCAAACACGCAGAAGAAGCGCUCGGCAGGAAUGUCGCGUGCGCCACCGAAGUGUGUGCCCGUCAACACCGCGCUUUUUACUUUUCGAUUUCGUUGGCCGGGUCUCGUGCUCGCCUCAUACGGUGGGACCGCUGCGGAGCCAUCGUUUCAGAAUCAUUCGACAUUCGUGCUCAGCCCGGGCCACUUUGCGAGUUCCUGUGGCGAUAUGCCCACGCUUCAAAAUCGCAGCGCGGCUACGAUGUGUCCGUUGAACCUGCGACUCGAGAAGAGGAGGAACUCUUCAGAGAGUCCAUCAAACGCCACGUCAAACUUCAGCUGGAUCUCGACGAGGAAGACUUGGUGGCUGCGAUGGAGGAGCACUACCAGCCUGGCGUCGUUGUUGCGGUCAACAUGGUCGACGAGGGCUCUCCAGGGCAAGUGGCGCGCCGACUACUCAUCUCUCGGCCGGUGGUGUCACCCGUGUCACUGACAGGCCGGGGAACGAGGGGUUACUGGGCGGUCACUGCCGAUGGCCCAAGAAGUGAGGUAGUGUUCUUGAAGGACACGUGGCGAUACAAUGGGCAACAACAGAAAGAGGGUGCUAUAUUGGCGGAUUUGCAGGGUGCUGGAGUGUCGAACAUUCCGCGGUUAAUCUCUCACGGAGAUGUCCUAGAGCGGUUGCCCAUCGCGAAUAGGAUGGACGAAGACGCGGAGGACGGCGACGUUGAAGAGCUAUCUCUGCAGCGCACGCUGACCGAUCGCUUUCAGCAAGCGCACUGGGUUUGCAAGCUUGAACAAAUUCCGCAGCCUCCGCUCGUACAUUACCGGUUAGUGUUGGGCACCGUUGGUUAUGGGCUGCAGCGCUUCGAAGGGACGCAAGAGCUUCUUCAGGGGACGUUCGACGCGUACCAAGCCAUUCUGGGAGCUUUCAACCUGGAGGACGUCACGAAACGUAGGUUGCACCGUGACGUCAGUAUAGGCAACAUCAUCCUCUUUAGGGAUCCAAAAGGAACGAAUACGAAGAGGUAUGGCUAUCUGAUUGAUUGGGGGCUGUCGUGUUUGGUGACAGAGGAGGGUGAGGCUUGUGAUCACACGAAAGCGGGCACCUUGCAAUUUAUGUCGCAACGCAUUCUGAGCCACAAGAAAGUGGCGCACACGAUCCAGGACGACAUGGAGUCGAUUCUCUGGGUUGUACUGUACUGCAGUUUGCGAUGGUUAGAUCACAAUUUGCCGCUGGGAGAUUUGGCCAAGACGAUGGUCAACAUUUUUGACCGAUGCACUGUCCAUGACGAUGGCUACGUUAUGGCUAGCGAUGCCAAGCUCCGCAUUCAGUUUGACCGGGGGUACACGAGCGAUAUCUAUUUUCGUAAUCCGACGAUUCAACUAUGGCUCGACGAAGUCAUGAAAUUUAACUCAUCCAAUAUGUUUCCCCACGUCUGGGGUGCGGCUUUUGCGGAGGUCUGGAAGGAUCCCGCGAUGUUUAAUGCGUUUUGGCGGGACUUCCUCAGGGUCCAUGAGAUUUCCGACCACGACAGAGUCUGGCGAGAGUUAAUACGACCUGACGACCACCCCUACAAACCACCUUCAUCAUCGUCAUCCACCUCCCAGGUCACGCAUCCUGCACCUGCGGCAUUACCUUCACGGAAGAGAAAGGCGGUGGAAGAGCCCGUUGGUGCGGACGCGGAGAAGAUGACCAGCUCCCGGGUACCUGCAGUGCCUCGCGAAGGUUACAGAGGACCCAUCACGCGCUCGAUGGCGAAGCGGAGGCAGAUCGAAGGCCAAGGACAGGGUGCCGUAGCAGGUGGCUCGGAUCUGCCGAUACAAGAUCUAUGGAGCCCUCGACGCCUGAGGCCUCGUCCAAAGAAGAUUGACAAAACCAGCCUUGCGCGACAGGGUCCCAAGGUUCGCAGGUCGAAGAAAUGA
Messenger RNA from Sparassis crispa, 2454 nucleotides. RefSeq lists its product as hypothetical. Gene Ontology annotation, molecular function: protein kinase activity; ATP binding. The record is from RefSeq and is a predicted model, not a curated record. NCBI's taxonomy places the organism in Eukaryota, Fungi, Basidiomycota, Agaricomycetes, Polyporales, Sparassidaceae. The transcript has 5 exons. The coding region runs from base 1 to 2454 and encodes 817 amino acids. Gene Ontology annotation, biological process: protein phosphorylation.